Hyaena hyaena (striped hyena) is the source of this 3340-nucleotide messenger RNA. RefSeq names its product allograft inflammatory factor 1 like (gene AIF1L). Gene Ontology annotation, biological process: ruffle assembly; actin filament bundle assembly. Bases 119 to 571 code for a protein of 150 amino acids. Lineage: Eukaryota; Metazoa; Chordata; Mammalia; Carnivora; Hyaenidae. The record is from RefSeq and is a predicted model, not a curated record. Gene Ontology annotation, molecular function: actin filament binding; calcium ion binding. Gene Ontology annotation, cellular component: actin filament; ruffle membrane. The transcript has 6 exons.
CCCUCGGUGCGGCCGCCACACGCCGCCGGAGUCCGGACCAGGCGCCAGUCCCGUCGCGGUCGUGCCCCUCGCCGCGGCCGCCCAGCCCGGAGCCGGCGGGAGGAGCCCCGUGCUCGCCAUGUCGGUCGCGCUCAGCAACAGGUUCCAAGGAGGGAAGGCGUUCGGCUUGCUCAAAGCCCGGCAGGAGAGGAGGCUGGCCGAGAUCAACCGGGAGUUUCUGUGUGACCAGAAGUACAGCGAUGAAGAGAACCUGCCGGAAAAGCUCGCAGCCUUCAAAGAGAAGUACAUGGAGUUUGACCUGAACAAUGAGGGUGAGAUUGACCUGAUGUCUUUAAAGAGGAUGAUGGAGAAGCUCGGGGUCCCCAAGACCCACCUGGAGAUGAAAAAGAUGAUCUCGGAGGUGACGGGUGGGGUCAGCGACACCAUCUCCUACCGUGACUUUGUGAACAUGAUGUUGGGGAAGAGGUCGGCUGUGCUCAAGCUAGUCAUGAUGUUUGAAGGAAAAGCCAACGAGAGCAGCCCCAAGCCAGCUGGUCCCCCUCCAGAGAGAGACAUUGCCAGCCUGCCCUGAGGACCCCCGUCCGGACCUGCCCCCGUCCCCCCCCCCCGCCCCCGAUCUUGCCGCCCUUCUUGACUCAUUGUGAUUUGUCUUCUUUGUUUUGCGUGGUCGUUGUGCGUCUGUUUAUUUUUUAAUCAGCAGAACCGGUGAUCCCUUUGCAAAGCACAACUUAUCUGCCUUAAAGGGGCUCUGGGUCGGGGAGUUCUGAGCCUUCGUGCCCUCUCUGUUCUUCCCUCCUUCCCCGUUCCCUGUGCAGAAGGGCUGACGUCAAACCAUAACGUGGAGGGGGCAGGGCCAGGGCGGGAAGGCUGUGGUCCUUAUGUUUGGAGUUGGCGUAGCCCAUCCUUCCAGGGUCUUGGAGCUAAGUCCAGGCUUGCUGGCCUGACCCUGGUGAGGACCACAGCCCACUCUCAGAAGACCCUAGAGUAGGAACAAGGGUUUCUUCAGACAGCUCCGUGGCUCUGAGCUCUUAAGUUGUCUAGGGCGUGGCCACUCAGUGUCCCAUCUCCCCAGCUGAUCCAUCACCGCCUUAGUCCACACUCCUCCUCAGGAAGGUGACAGAAGGGAGAGCAGGAGAGAGGGGCUUGGCAAUCUGAGCCCUUCCAGAAGGUUCCAGAAGGAAUCCUCAGGCCUUGCCUGCAGCCCUGCCUUUACAGGCAGCUCAGAAGGAAAGUGCAGUCUUUGCUUGUCCUUCUCCUUUGCUGGGGCAGCAGAGGGCUUUGGGGGUAGAAGGGAGGCGAGGGGCCUCAGGAGGGGUGUCAGUUCAGUCUGAUGUCACUUUUUGGGGAGGAUGCUGAGAGCAGCAGGAUGGGAAAAGGAGGAAUAGAGUGUGCAUGGCGAAAAGUCAGCCCCACUAGAAAGCCAAGAGCUGAGAAAUUGAAGGUUGCCUUUCUGAUCCCAAUCUGCUUGAAACCUGACUGUGUUCUCCUUACCGCCUUACCCACACCAUUCAUUCAUUCAUUCACUCAUUCAUUCAUGCCCUCACGUAGUCAUUCAACAGAUAUUUAUUGACCACCUAUUAUAAGCUUUAAGCCUCCCCACUUUGUCCUGACACAUGCCUGUCUUCUAAUCCACUUCACCAUCCCAAAACCUUGAGCUUGGGGAUUGGAUCGGGGUCCCUUAUGAUGGACACCCAGGGUUUUAGAGCCCUGAUCCGCUCUGUAGGUUAGCCGGAGCAGACCUCUCAUUUCACAGGCGAGAAAACUGUGGUGCUCACAGGGAUUAAGUGCCUUGCCAAGGGGUUGACCGGGAGACGGAAGUCUGGACUGGAACUCAGGUGUUCAGAGGCUGUGCCCAAUGCCUCAUCUCUGCUAUGGGCUGUCUCACUCAGUGGGGCAAACAAGAGAAGGUGCAGGGAGGGGAAAUCUAGGUCAACAAUUGAGGAAGGACCUGGGCCAGGACUCACCCUCUCCAGUGCCUCCAGGUCAACAGCAGGGUUUGGGUGAGCGCCAGGCCACUCUGCAGUUCUGCCUUCCCUAGAGCUACUCUGCCAAGCCAUUUCUCAGAACUCAUGCAGGGAAGUGUCACACUCAGCCCCAUCUUGGCUGAGCAGGGACCCCAGCCUCGACCCGAUCUGUUCUGGAGUCCCUUAUACCACCCACGCAGGACUUAGAUGGGUCCAUCCAUUGAACAUCUCUAUUAAACACCUGCUAUGGGCCAAGAGCUAAGAAACCAGAUGUGAAAUGGACAGACUCCUAGAAUGGACACCUCCCCAGACAACGACCAGUGAGGUGAAUGUGAAGAAAGAGGGGACUAUUCAGGGACUACACUGCAAUCCUGGGCCCAAGACUGAACGAGGGUCUUGGAGAAGUCCCCACCAAUCCUUAAGUGGAAAUGUCUGGGUGCUGUUGGAGGUGGGAGCCAAUGUGGGCUCCCUGCAGCUCCUUAGUGAUCCACAGUCAGGGCCCAAGGAGCUGCCCUUGAGCAGCCUGGGGUGGGGGGGAGCAGGUAGGGGAUGGGGAAAUGCCCGGUUGGGUUAAUCCACUGGUCUCAACCAGUUCAGGAGCAAGAUUAUUUGGCCAUGACUGGCUGAUCUUCAGCCUAAGGAGCUGCCUCAAAUGCACAAGCCUAGUUGAAGUUUAAACCCCAGCAAAACAGUUCUCUCUGCAAAUGUAAAAUCUCACUCACCAACACCUCCUCUGCCCUCCCACCCCCACCCCCACCCCAGAGAUCACUGGAUGAACCACUGCCUGUCCCCAACCCUCCCCACUGGCCUCUCUUCUCUGGGACAGGCUGAGACCUUUGAGCAAGAUAAUACCCAUUAUAGUCUGUGUAACUGUUCUUGGCUAAAGAGAGGAGAGCAGAAGUAAUCAGGCUUACUAUUUAGUAGGUUCCACAGUUUACUCGCCUUUAAGGGAGGGAAGCGAGUAGGUGUGUCCCCAGCUUCUGGAAAGGGCAGGAAAGAAAGUUCUCUCAUUGGGUGGGGAGCAUCCUGGGAAACACCACCAGUUCCAACAAAGUGUUCAAAAGUGGUCCCUGGACAGGGGGUGUGUGUUUGUAUUUCAGAUUGUGGCUAUUGGCUCUAGAACUUACUUUUCUGGCUAAGAGCUCAGCUUCUUAGAACUUCAGCUGUCUUUUUUCUGAAAGACCAAAUCUAACUAAUGCAACCAGCAACUUGGGGACUGCCAGGUGUGGCUUUGUCCCUGUGACUCAAAAGGAGGAGAUUGCCGGGCAAGUUCAGGUGGAUGGUGUGUGCGUGUGUGCGUGUGUGCGUGUACGCAUGUAAGUGUGUGUGGUGCUGGAUGUCAUCUCCACGGACUAGAAAUAAAACAGAUAAACUUA